AUCCACUCGACCCCAAACCCAGAAGCACUCCCCCCUUUGAGACUCUAUCCCACAUUCAUUCAUUCACAAUGCAGUUCUCCGUCAAAACCGCUUUCAUCGCUCUUGCCGUCUUCUUGCCCUUGGCCUCCGCUGCUGCCCUCACAGAGAAGCGCUGGGGUACGGCUGAGUGCAAGCCCCUCCUUCAAUCUUGCUCCGUCGACAGCGAGUGCUGUGCUGACCUUUGCGUCGCUGGUCUGUGUGCCUAAGAGACUUCCACUCCUUAUAUACCCUGGAGAUACGAGUUCUCUUCUCCAGCCGUGCUGUCGUGUUGCUAUUACGUGGGGAUAACUACUUCGGGUUUGUGGGUGCAUGUUGGGGAAUUUAUACGAGUAAACCUAUUGGAAAUAUACUUCUUCG
Stereum hirsutum FP-91666 SS1 is the source of this 396-nucleotide messenger RNA. RefSeq lists its product as uncharacterized. Lineage: Eukaryota; Fungi; Basidiomycota; Agaricomycetes; Russulales; Stereaceae. The transcript is spliced from 3 exons. The coding region runs from base 69 to 245 and encodes 58 amino acids. The record is from RefSeq and is a predicted model, not a curated record.